Messenger RNA from Ectocarpus siliculosus, 2446 nucleotides. Lineage: Eukaryota; Phaeophyceae; Ectocarpales; Ectocarpaceae. The record is from the annotation of a GenBank genome assembly.
AUGAAGGAGUUCGAGGCUCCGGCGUCUCACGAGCUUGUUCCGAAACCCGCUCGCGCCUCCUCACCGAUCUGGAACUACGGAGUAAAGUUGAAGGACCGUUCGAGAGGCAAAUGGGCCUUCGCUUGCUUUGGCAGUACGGUGUGCAGGGCCAGAAGCAAGAACGGUGUGUUUAUUGCCAUCUCCAAGCGAACGGGGUCGAACGCCCUGGACCACGUGAAGCACAAGCACGGCGCAGGGGCCUCUACGAACGUUAUAUCCGCUCAGGCGAUGGCAGACCUGUGUGUGCAAAAGCCCAGCCCGUUCACCAGAUUUUUCGACAACGAGCUGUCUCGGGCGUUGGAAUGGGUCCAGCGGCACGUGAUCGAGUGUUGCUCGCCUCUAACGCUCGGCGAGACCGAGGGAGUGAAGACAAGCGUGCUGCUGUCCGCUCGAAGCUUCGCCCCCAGCCGCAUCCGCAAGCAAGAAGUGAAGAGGAUGGUGGUCGAGUGCUAUGCCGCUACCGCUGCCCAAUUCAAGGAGGAGAUGGCCACUGAGGUGGCGGGCGUGCCGUGUCUGCACCUCAGCCUCGAACUGUGGGUUGACAAGUCAUCGAGCUUGAAAUACAUGGGUGUUCGGUUUUUCUACGUCAACUCUGUCUGGCAACUGAAGUCCUACCUCCUCGCCGUUCGGCAGUUCAACCCUACGCCGGAGACGCUCAAGAAUGAACGUCUCUCUGAGCUCCUCGAGAAGUACGUCUUCGCCGUGCUCGAGGAGUUCGGCAUCGACGCGUCGCUGCUGUUCUCAGCAACAAGCGAUGCCGGCGGCGACGUCAAGCGCCUGUGCAGUGUGCUGCUCCCGGGGCUACGGGAGUGGUGCGUGUGCCACAUGCUCAGCGAUUCUCUGGCCGAGGCCGUCGGUACUUGCGUGGGCCCACAACAGCCGGGCGGUCGUGCCGCACGCAACGUGGUCAUGGCGGUGAAGAAAGCCGUGGAGCGCGUUCGCAAGUCUCCCGCUUCAAAGGAUAUCUUUACGGAGGAGCAAGUUAUUCAGUUCUCGCAGUGCUCGAACCGCAAGGUGGUCAACGCGGCACCGCAGCGGUGGUCUGGUGUGACCGGCGCCCUCGAGGCAACCGUCACCAACCGCGCUGCCAUCAACGGGGUGUACGCCGAGGAAGGGGAGGACAGCCCGCUGUCGCCGCAUGUGCACGAGAUCGACGAGCUGUAUUCCCUCAUCCAGCCGGUUGCGGAGGUCAUCGCUACGUGCCAGCAAACCCACUUCCCCACGGGGCAAGCUGCUGUGCUCGGCCUGGCGGCACUCAAGCUCAGCACCUUGAACGCCGACGCCCCGCUCGACAUCCUUACCCCGGCGAGCAAGCCGACACAGGGUGCGACGGAGGGCGCUGGCGGCGAGCAACGAACGACCGCAAGGGCGCACAAGGACCUGACCCGAGUGGGUCGCGAGGCUCGCGAACACCUCGCUUCGGCCCUGCACUGGCGGGACUUCGACAAGCGUUAUAAGUCAACCGUGGCCAAGAGCACGGGCUUGGUGUUCGACAUGCAGAUGGGGCUGCACCCGUGCACGGCCGACCUCCAGUACGUUAGCAGGCUCGCCCCGACGGAAGGGCAUGCCGCGGUCGUCAAGAAGAACAUCACCGACAAGAUCAUUGCCUUGGCUGCGAAGCUGGCGGACAAGAAGGCAGAACGCAAGGGGAUUGAAGCGGAGCAGGGCGAGCCGGCCGCGAAGCGGGCGCCCCAGGCGUCUGCUCCCGGCAACACGUACCCAAUGUUCGCCAGCGCCCGAUACCACAAGGAGGCGACGACCACUGCGAUUAUGGCAGGCCUCGGACUCAUCGCGACCAGGGAUGAGGGGACGAGCGCGUCGCCUAUAGAGCGCGCUCGCGCCGAGCUCGAGACGCUGAGAAGCGCAAGCGACGAUGCACUGUUCGGCGACACGAGCUGCGAGGGCGUGCUCAACUGGUGGAAGAGAAAGGAGCACUCGUACCCACUCCUGGCUAGGGUAGCGCGCGUCGUCUUCGCCGCCCCCGCGUCGGUGAUGGUGCAGGAGCGCGAUUUAGGUUCCGCUGGGCGCAUGAUGACGUCAUCGAGGAGCACCGGUGAUGCCAAGUACGUGGAGAUGGUCCUCUUUCUGCACGGUAACGUGGACCUCCUUCCGGAGAUCAUCCCAGAGCUGCCAGCCGACGGAGUUAACGGAGUCCAAACCAAGAUUCCCGGGCGGUUGUCCAACCCCAUGCUGGAGCUGCACGCGCUUGAUGGCGAGUUCGGCCCGGUGGACCUUACCAACGACGACGAAAGCGAGGGAUAAGGGCGGCGCGGCGAGACGCCGGAGACCGGGCUUUUUAUGUGCAUAUUUGCGUACCCGUUUUGGAUAGAGGGGGUGCAGAUUGAUAAGAGCGUUGUGUCAAACCAGGAAUUGGGUUCCCAACGAGGGAAAAUGACAUUGCUUUUCA